This is a messenger RNA of Adelges cooleyi (spruce gall adelgid), 3530 nucleotides long. RefSeq names its product ubiquitin carboxyl-terminal hydrolase 20 (gene Usp20-33). The record is from RefSeq and is a predicted model, not a curated record. Gene Ontology annotation, molecular function: zinc ion binding; cysteine-type deubiquitinase activity. Gene Ontology annotation, biological process: protein deubiquitination. The transcript has 17 exons. Lineage: Eukaryota; Metazoa; Arthropoda; Insecta; Hemiptera; Adelgidae. Bases 513 to 3179 code for a protein of 888 amino acids.
CAUAUCGAGUUAUCUUGUGUUAGUUUUAUCUGUGGAGUAGGCCAUUUAGGAUACUAUACCGUUCUCUAAUCUCCAGUAGUUUUUUCAACUUGGUACAAAUUUGUUUAUUUGUGCAUCAGCGAUUGGUUCAAAUUAAUAAUUCUCAUACCUAAUAUUUUGACAUGCAAUACAAUUUCUUAAAUAAUUUUUAAAAAUUUAAAACGACAACGGGUUUGAUUAGAAUUUAAAGUUACAUUAUUAAAUAUCUCGUUAUGUUUUUCGAAUAUUUUCAGCUAUUACAGUUCAGUGCUUAAAAAACGUAUUUUCUGGUGAUUUAUUGCUUCUUGAUUCGUUUAUAGAUGCUUAUUAUUAUGAUGUGCCACUAUUACCAAUGAUGUUUGUACAUUAUUGUUCUAUGAAACGUACUAUGGAAACGUUCUCAUAAAUAUGAACAAAAGCAAUUGUCUAUGCUUUUGGUAAUUAUCUUUACAUAAUUCUGUACACAUUCUUGAGUUAAACAAUUGUUCUUGGAAAUGGAAGACUGUCCUCAUUUUACCGUUCAUCAUUUGACUGCCAUCGAUAAAAGCAUUAAUUUAUUAGAAAACCAUACUGGAGUGUUGACUUGUUACUUUUGUCAGUCGAAAAAACCCGAAGUAUGGGUUUGUAUCAAUCCCGAAUGUAUGCAAGCAUUUUGUUUCGAUGGAGGAUGCGAUCACAGUUACUUUCAUUUUACAGAAGAUAAAACGCAUUGUUUGCAUCUUAGUCUACCGUCGAUGCGACUAUGUUGUUAUAUUUGUGAUAAGGAAUACAACAUCGAAAAAAAUCCUAGGACGUUAAAUGGCGUACGCCGUGGAUCUAACUGUUCCAUAGAAUUAUGUCGCAAUAAUGUAGUGGCAAGUAAUAGUGGUGAAUCUGCCGAAGAAGAUAGUGAUGAUGAAUACAGGCUCACAAAAGACCACAAGCCAACAGGAUUGACUGGUCUUCAAAAUAUUGGAAAUACUUGCUACAUGAAUGCAGCACUCCAAGCUUUAUCUAAUACGCCUCCACUGACAGAAUAUUUUCUGACUUGUUUUCCUGAAAACCCUUGCCACCAAUCGGAUAAUCCUUUACACCUUUCGAGAGCUUAUCACCGCCUCCUUCAGGAAAUAUGGCACACUAAACGCCCCGGCUAUGUGACACCAACUACAAUUUUAUAUACAAUGCGUAAUGUAUACCCAAUGUUUAGAGGUUUUCAUCAGCACGAUACACAGGAAUUUUUAAGAUGCUUUAUGGAUCAGUUACACGAAGAACUUAAAGAAUGUGAAUUAGAAGUAGUGCCAUCUAGACGGCAUUCGUAUAAGGCAAUAUCUAGAAAACAAAGUCUGGAACAGGGCCAUCUUACAACAGCUGCAGAGGAUAAUGAAGAGGAAUGCUCAGACAACGAUGAACUUAAGUCAUUAACGAACGCUGAUAGCAGCUCUGAAGGCUUAGAUGAAUAUGAAACAUGCGACUCUGGUGUAAGUGAACGUAGUUCGCUGUCUGAAGAAAUGUCUGAACGGAUGAAUUUAAACAAGCAGCUUCAACAACAUUUGAUUACAAAAAUGAACCACGGGAAUAAGACAAACUUAAAUCAAAAAAAUCUUAAGGUUCACUUCAAGUAUAACAGCAUUAUUUCUGAAAUAUUUGAUGGAAAAUUAUUAAGUUCAGUACAAUGUCUAACUUGUAACCGUGUUUCUUCGAGGGUUGAAGCUUUCCAAGAUUUAUCUUUGCCAAUUCCUACUCGUGAUCACGUUACUGUGUUACACCAAAGUUCUUCUACCAAUUUGUGUUCAGUACAUAAGCUGACAGAUGUUUAUACAAAUCAACAAGUUGUUCAAAAUUGGAUUUUCUGGUUUUGGGACAUGAUGUAUAAAUGGUUUUGGGGGCCGACAGUUGGCUUGCAUGAUUGUCUUGCUGCAUUUUUCAGUGCCGACGAACUCAAGGGAGACAAUAUGUAUAGUUGUGAAAAGUGUAAAAAACUUCGAAAUGGUAUAAAAUUUUCAAAACUUCUUGAAUUACCUGAAGUCCUGUGCAUUCACCUAAAACGUUUUCGACAUGAGUUGAUGUUUUCAUCUAAAAUCACUUCAUAUGUAACUUUUCCCAUUGAUGGAUUGGAUUUACGGCCAUAUGUUCACAAAGAUUGCACUUCUCAAGUCACCACAUAUAAAUUGGUGUCAGUGAUUUGCCAUCAUGGUACAAUCGGUAGUGGAGGUCAUUAUACAUGUUAUUCUUUAAAUCCUAUCAAUGAGCAAUGGUAUGAAUUCGAUGAUCAGUGUGUUACAUUGGUUUCUGCUGAAAUUGUUCGUAAUUCUGAAGCAUACGUUCUUUUUUACAAGAAAAAUAGUCCAACAACGAACCGAAUUAGAACACAAAUGAGACAAGUACAAAUCAAUAAAAACCAGCCAAGCUGCUCACAAGAGGCGUGUUUCAUUUCAACUAAAUGGCUGUCAAAGUUCAACUCAUUUGCCGAACCUGGUCCCAUUGACAACUAUGAUUUUAUGUGCCACCACAAUAGAGUAAAACCAACCUAUGAACCACAUAUUAAUCAUUAUGCAACAAUGGUAUCUGGCCAAAUUUGGGAUUAUUUAUAUAGCAAAUUUGGAGGUGGUCCAAAAUGUACCAAUAAUCAACUUCAAAGAUGCGAAAUUUGCUAUGGAGAAUAUAUGGAUAUGCUAUUGAAAAAAAGAGCAGAAAACGAGACUAAACAUUUUUCACGACUCGGAGAAGAAUUAAACCUUCACGACAUGCUGGCUGAUUAUGCCAUUUCAAUGUGUUGGUUUAAGCGAUGGGAGGCAUUCUUAAAUAGUGUAGUCAACGAACCGCCGGGACCUAUUGACAAUAUAAAAUUACUAAGCAAUUCUGAGAGCAAAGUUUUAGGAACUGAUUAUAUAUCUGUAAGUGAAGGCCAAUGGGAUUAUUUAUGGAGAAUAUAUAGCGGUGGACCUAUGAUUAAUAUAAAUGAUCUUCAAAUGCCAGUAUCAAAUGUGGAAUCUGAUAAUCAUUUCUUAAACACAAGCUCAGAUGAACUGUGUGAAGUCAAUGAUGAAUCGCAAAAUUGCAAUGAUAGAAUAAUGGAGACUGAAGUAAAGGAGCACAUGGUUUGUUUUGAUUCCGGUGACCAAGAAUUUAAAAACGUGAUCAACAUGCAACCAGAUAAUAGGACGUGUAAGAAAAUAAACUAAUGCAAAACUAAUAUUUUGUACAUACAAUAAUAAUUUUAUUACUAAAAAAAUGUACGUUUUUUGUAUAGUUUUGGGUAAUUGUAAAUGUUUUUUAAGAAAUGGUAUAGUCGUUAAGAUAUAUUACACUAAGAAUGUACAAUCAUAAAUCUAUUUAUUUGUGAAAAAAUGUUACCUAAAACAGUGUUAUCAUUUGUUUUAUGUGUAUCUACCAUUUUUUUAUCUAUAAGGUGAUGUUAUUUUAUUUGUUACAUAAUAAUUAUUAUUAUAUUUACUAUUGUACUAUUGUUUGCAAUUGGAGAAGCAUUUCUUCCUUCAGGAUUGCUAGAAUUUUGUAAUCAAAUAUUGUUUUUU